Messenger RNA from Rhea pennata, 946 nucleotides. RefSeq names its product RNA polymerase I subunit H (gene POLR1H). The record is from RefSeq and is a predicted model, not a curated record. Gene Ontology annotation, biological process: termination of RNA polymerase I transcription; DNA-templated transcription. The transcript has 7 exons. Gene Ontology annotation, molecular function: nucleic acid binding; zinc ion binding. Bases 1 to 870 code for a protein of 289 amino acids. Gene Ontology annotation, cellular component: RNA polymerase I complex. Lineage: Eukaryota; Metazoa; Chordata; Aves; Rheiformes; Rheidae.
AUGGAUCGCCCGGAGGUGGAAGCCACAGCGGUGCGAAACCUCCCUGCCGCGAUCCGAUUUCCAGCCCGGGGGGGGGGGGGGAAGCCGGCGGCGGCGGCGGAAAAAAACGGGGGAAAACGCGCCAAAAAAAGCGAGCGGGUCGCGCCGCCGCUUCGCCUCUCCCCGGAGCCGCCCCCUCCCUCCCCGCCCGCCGGCUCUCGAAACGGCUCCGAUUCAGCCCGAGAAAGCAGCUGGCGCCGCGGGGCCAGGAGCCGCCUCGACACUCCUAUAGGGGCCCGGGCCGCCCCCCGCCCCGGCCCCUCCGCGCCCCUCCGGUACCAGCCGCGGCUCCCGGCAGCGCCCGCCACUUCCGCCUGCCCGCGCCGGAAGCGACGCCAUGGCAACCGCUCGGCCCCGCCCCCUCCCGCCGCCGCGGCGCCGUCCAAUCAGCGCGCCGGGGGAAACGGGGGGGGAGGAGGGGGUUCCCCGUCCUCCCCCGCGCGGCGGAAUGGUACAGUCCGAGCCAUGGAGCAGCCGCCCUCCUGCUUCCAGUCCUGCCUCGACUUCUGCCCCGAGUGCGGCUCGGUGCUGCCGCGGCCGGGCCCCCGGGACGCCGUGCGCUGCGCCCGCUGCGCCUUCGCCCUCGACGUCGCCGAUUUCGAGGGCAGAGCCGUUCGCGUCGCCGUCGAGUUCAACCGGCUCGAGUCGCGGGCGCCGCGGCCGUCCCAGCCCGCCCGCGGCCUCGACGGCCCCGUGGUGGAGCGGCGUUGCCCCCGCUGCGGCCACGACGGCAUGGUGUACCACACGCGCCAGACCCGCUCGGCCGACGAGGGCCAGACCGUCUUCUACACCUGCGCCCGCUGCGAGUUUCAGGAGAAGGAGGAUUCGUGACGGCGCUGGAGACGCUGCUUUUUGCCCCCCUCCCCGGGGCUUUUUGCGGGCAAUAAAAGCCCCCCCGGAGCGGUGA